Molecule: messenger RNA, 1227 nt
Organism: Manduca sexta (tobacco hornworm)
Lineage: Eukaryota; Metazoa; Arthropoda; Insecta; Lepidoptera; Sphingidae
Product: rap1 GTPase-activating protein 1-like
Biological process (GO): regulation of small GTPase mediated signal transduction; activation of GTPase activity
Cellular component (GO): cytoplasm
Molecular function (GO): GTPase activator activity
Source: RefSeq, a predicted model, not a curated record
AUGGGGCUGAAAGCGGUCGUAUUCAUUUAUUCGUCUCUUUCUCAGGAGCACAUCAACUUGGUGGGAUUCGACGACAACCUGGGCCCAGUGGUGAUGUCGUUGAAGAACGAGCACAUGGCCGGCCAGGAUCACACUAGGAUACUUCUGAGGCUCCGCACAGAGACCAUGCAUGGACUUAUACCCACCACUAGAUCAGGCAUAAUGCCAUCACCAUUGAAAAUGGCCAGGAUGCUGAACGAACAAAUGAACGUAGAGAACUUUAUGGCAGUGAUGUGUCUGAACGCGUCUACUCUGAUCGCUGCGUACGACGAGCAUGUACUGGUGAACAGCUUCAAGUUCGGAGUGCUGUACCAGAAGUACGGGCAGACGACGGAGGAAGAGUUGUUCGGGAACAACGAGACGUCGCCGGCUUUCGACGAGUUCUUGGAGAUGCUUGGACAGAAGAUUAAACUGAAGGAUCAUAAGGGCUAUCGCGGUGGUCUCGACAUAAUGAACGGUCACACGGGUACCGAGGCUGUGUACGAGCAGCAUCACAAUAGAGAGAUCAUGUUCCACGUGGCGCCACUUCUACCGCACACAGCCGGCGACGCGCAACAACUGCAGAGGAAGAGGCACGUCGGCAACGAUAUAGUGGCGAUUGUGUUUCAGGAGAAGGCGACUCCGUUCACGCCCGACAUGAUUGCUUCGCACUUCCUUCACGCAUUUAUAGUAGUCACGCCUAUUGAGGCAUCCGGCGGGGAGACCAGGUACAAAGUGGCCGUCACCGCUCGUGUGGACGUACCAUUUUUCGGGCCGACUCCCCAGCCUUCGGUAUUCCGCAAAGGGCGCGAAUUCAAAGAGUUCCUUCUAACAAAACUAAUCAACGCCGAGAACGCAUGCUACAAGGCUGAGAAGUUUGCUCAACUGGAGCUCAGGACAAGGGCAUCGUUAUUACAAAACUUGGCGGAAGAUUUGAAGACUAAGACUAUGGAGUUCCUCGGGCCUGGAGUCAGGAUCGAACCUGGGGCGGUCUCGCCGCAGCCUGAAGGCACUCCGAAGCAAGAUGGGCCUGCGACGAAGUUCAUUGAUUCUGUGAAGAAAGUACUUACUGCUAAAGUAAGAUCACCCAGUGUGGAUACGAAUUUAUCAGGCGAUAGUAAUAAACAUCCCAUCAAUAAAAACAAAUUUGUUCCCAACGAAACGCACACUCCUAAUAAACAAAAGAUUGUUGGCAGCAACAGGAUAUGA